GUUACGUCCUGCAACAACAACCACCGAAGAAGAUCGCCCGCACUAGCGCUAGCAAGCUAGCGGUUGCAAAGUUAAGGUUUAUCCCCAUUUGCGAGUUUUUAAAAUGCUUCUACAGUCCGUGAGGCCGUGGCUGCUUCGAUGCAGGCCGGUACCGCUCUCUUGUAGACGGACAUACUACGCUGACAGAGUCGCUCGGCUCGGCUCUCAGCCCGAUAAACAGUCCCCCGAAUAUCAGGAAAAUUAUGACCGCAUGAAAGUUUUGGUUGAUGAAUUGAGGAGUCGCACAGAAAAGAUCAAACUGGGUGGCGGAGAAAAAGCGAGAAAGCUUCACACAUCUCGAGGGAAGCUUUUGCCAAGAGAGCGCAUCGACAGGCUACUGGAUCCAGGGACUCCCUUUUUGGAAUUUUCCCAGUUUGCAGGAUAUGAAUUGUAUGGAAAAGAGGAGGUCCCUGCCGGGGGCAUGAUUUCUGGGGUCGGACGGGUUUCUGGGGUGGAAUGCGUUGUUGUUGCAAAUGAUGCUACUGUUAAAGGUGGGACAUAUUACCCAAUUACGGUAAAAAAACAUCUGCGUGCACAGGAAAUUGCCCAGCAGAACCACCUACCGUGCAUUUACUUGGUGGAUUCUGGAGGAGCCAAUCUUCCCAGACAGGCCGAUGUCUUUCCAGACCGAGAUCAUUUUGGCCGUAUUUUCUAUAACCAGGCCAGGCUGUCUUCAGAAGGAAUUGCACAGAUUGCUGUUGUGAUGGGCUCAUGCACUGCAGGAGGGGCAUAUGUACCAGCAAUGGCAGAUGAGAGUAUCAUUGUGCGAAAGCAAGGAACCAUCUUUCUCGGAGGACCUCCUCUGGUGAAAGCUGCCACUGGUGAAGAAGUAUCUGCAGAAGAUCUUGGUGGUGCUGAUCUACACUGCAAAAAAUCUGGUGUGACAGACCACUACGCUUUAGAUGAUAACCAUGCACUGCAUUUAGCACGGAAGACGGUCCGAAGUCUCAACUACAGGAAGAAUAUUGAGGUUACUGUAGAACCCACCGAAGCCCCCCUUUACCCUGCAGAUGAGCUUUAUGGGAUCGUUGGAGACAACUUGAAACGCAACUUUGAUGUCAGGGAGGUUAUUGCCAGAAUUGUGGACGGCAGUAAAUUUGAUGAGUUCAAGGCAUUUUAUGGAGACACGCUUGUUACAGGCUUCUCAAGAAUAUUCGGAUACCCCGUUGGAAUCAUUGGCAACAAUGGAGUGCUGUUUUCAGAGUCUGCAAAAAAGGGAACACAUUUCAUCGAAUUAUGCUGCCAAAGAAACAUUCCUCUGAUUUUCCUUCAAAACAUAACAGGGUUCAUGGUGGGAAGAGAGUAUGAAGCGGGAGGUAUUGCCAAAGAUGGAGCCAAGAUGGUCACUGCUGUUGCCUGUGCCAAUGUACCGAAGAUUACAGUAAUUAUCGGUGGUUCCUACGGUGCAGGCAACUACGGCAUGUGUGGAAGAGCGUACAGCCCACGAUUCCUCUACAUGUGGCCAAAUUCGAGAAUCUCUGUAAUGGGAGGUGAGCAGGCGGCGACAGUCCUGGCCACCAUCACUAAAGAUCAGAGGGCGCGCGAGGGAAAGGAGUUCACAGCUGAACAAGAGGCUGCCAUGAAGGAACCAAUUGUCCGUCGGUUUGAAGAGGAAGGCAGCCCAUAUUACUCCAGUGCCAGACUGUGGGACGAUGGGAUUAUUGAUCCUGCAGACACUCGUCUGGUUCUGGGGCUGAGCCUCAGCGCCGCUCUCAACGCACCUAUGAAGAAGACCCACUUUGGAGUCUUCAGGAUGUAGUUUUCCUGUAGUUCAUCAUGUAAAUAGACAUAUCUUUGUAGUAUAGAUUGCAUUGUGUGGAAAAGAUAUCAUGCAACCUCGUUGAAAUUAGGGAUGUGACUAGGUGUCAUUGUGGGACAUCUCCACAAUAAAGUUGUGCCUUAAGUGUUACUGAUCCACUGUAAAUGCAUCUGUACUGAGAAACCUGUUUUCUUUGUUGGUACGUUUGUAUCACUUACUGUAAAUGAAGAUUAAAGAGGUGAACAUUUCAAGUUUUAA
Messenger RNA from Fundulus heteroclitus (mummichog), 2056 nucleotides. RefSeq names its product methylcrotonoyl-CoA carboxylase 2 (beta) (gene mccc2). Gene Ontology annotation, cellular component: methylcrotonoyl-CoA carboxylase complex; mitochondrion. The transcript has 17 exons. Gene Ontology annotation, molecular function: methylcrotonoyl-CoA carboxylase activity. The coding region runs from base 104 to 1798 and encodes 564 amino acids. Lineage: Eukaryota; Metazoa; Chordata; Actinopteri; Cyprinodontiformes; Fundulidae. The record is from RefSeq and is a predicted model, not a curated record. Gene Ontology annotation, biological process: L-leucine catabolic process.